UGGUGCAAUUGCCCGGUGCAGCGAACGAUGGUGCAGUUGCACCUCUUGGCGGUGCAACCAGGUGCUGCCAAGGCCAGAUUUUGCCAAGAAAUUACCCCAUUAGGCUUAAUACCGCCGAUCUGGUAACUAACAAGGCCGUAA
Messenger RNA from Penicillium egyptiacum, 141 nucleotides. Lineage: Eukaryota; Fungi; Ascomycota; Eurotiomycetes; Eurotiales; Aspergillaceae. The record is from the annotation of a GenBank genome assembly.